AACAGACCCAUAGAAAGGACGCGCGUAUUUUUUGAUCUCAUGUUCGCUCCAACAUUUCUCACUCACUCGGCACUCCCUCAAACGUUUCUCAUCUUCUCAACAUUUCUAAACAUUCUCUGCUUCAAAAUUCUCGAAUGAAACGCAUCUAGGGUUUCUUCUGUUCCAUUCAUUCAUAGGGUUUCAAGAUCAAGCUUCUGUAAUUCUCAUUCUUGUUCUGUGAUUAGAUAGAGAGAUAGAGAGAAGAUGAAGACGUCGAAGUUAUUCGACGGGUUUAACGUUUUCAUAUCGCGACACUUAUUUCCACCUCAUGAAUUUGACACUGUUCUCAAGGCUGUUGAAGAGAACGGCGGUCAAGUUCACAUCGGUUUUGAUCUUUCCCGCAACGGUGAAAAUGAUUACCACAUCAUUUCUUGCCGUCAACAUUAUAAAUUUCAAGAUUUAAAAUCCAAAGGCUGCAAGAUGAUCGGUUAUAGAUGUGUUCUUCAAUGUGCUAAAGAAGGAAGACCUCUGCCUAGACAAGCAGCCUUCACUUGCUGCUUAACUAUGGAGGCUGUCAAAAUACUCGCCUAUGGCUUUGAUGCAGAUCAGAUGGUUAAGAUAGAUGAAUUAAUGAUUGAAAUGGGGGGAGCUCUACACACUACACCGUCAUCAGAUUUAAACUCUGUCAUUGUGAAAAAUGUUUGGGCUCCAGAGUACAAGUGGGCUUUGAAUGUCCUGAAGAAACCAAUAGUUAGUUAUGAAUGGUUAAAGCAAUGCUCAGAUGAGCAUCAAGUUGUUCCUCAAGAGUCAUAUAUGUUUCUUCCUUUCUCUGGGUUAAAGAUCUGUGUGACUGGAAUCCAAGCAGAUAAGCGCAAAGAGAUGGAAAAGCUUAUUCUACAAAAUGGUGGAAAAUACUCUGCAGAACUGACAAAGAAGUGCACACAUUUGAUUUCUAAUGCUCCUGAAGGUGAUAAGCAUAAGAUGGCAAAACUUUGGGGACAUAUUAAUAUUGUGACAAUGAAAUGGUUUGAUGAAUCUAUUGCUCAAAGAGCAUGUCUGAAUGAGGAGUCCUACCCUGUUCAGAGUGGAUCUUUAUUGUCACGUAAGGUGACUAGGAACUCAACAGCGGAGCAUAGUCAGGAAAAGGAUAUUGGGAAAAUGCAAUCUGGUUCAUCCUCAAGAGCCGCAGAUUCAAAUAUACUAGUUCAUUGCGCCAAGUCUUUAAAUGUAGAUCCUGCCGCUACACAGUCAAAACAUAUGUUGUCUGUUUCUAAUGUUCCAUUAUUUGUUAAAGAGGCAGAUGCUGAAGCACCUCCAUUACAGACCAGCAAUGAAUUGAACUUUAAUCGAGCUGUGGCCAAUGUUUCUGAAUCUGAUGACGAUGACCGGUAUUUAGCAGAUUGCAGAAUAUCACUUGUUGGUUUUGAAGCUUCUGAAAUGGAGAAGCUAAGUAAUAUGGUGCGUAAAGGUGGAGGCUCCCAAUGCUUGUAUUUAAAUGAUAAGUUGACACACAUAGUAAUCGGGAAUCCAACAGAAGUGGAAAGGGAGGAUGUAGUGAGAACUGUUGCUCUAGGUGUCAAUUACGCUGUUAAAACCUCUUGGCUUGAGGAUUGUGAUCGCGAAAAAAAACAAGUCCAUGUUCUACAACGGUACAGUGCAUAUGAUAUUCUUUUUCCAAAAGGUCAGAAAAAGUUGGUGGAGGCAUCCGAUAGGAUAAAAAAGAAGAAUCUAGAAGAGAAGGAAUUGACAAUAGCUCAUGUUGACUUAGCAGAAGUGUUGGUUGACUAUGCUGCUUCCGAGAUUGCGGAAUUAAAGAGACGACAAAAGGAGAUGGAGAUGGAAUAUGUAAGAAUCGACGAUUACUUGAGGGCAAAGUUAGGUCCUCUUUAUGGAUACCAAAAGCCUAAAAAUGAGUUGAAGAUUGAGGCUUAUAAACUUUACGAGGAGGAUUGUAAGUCUAAGGGAAUAGUUGCCAUCUCUAAGCAUCAUGAGAUGGGAUUUAAGAAAGCAAUGGAGGCGUUUGGUGACAUUGCGAAAGAGAGCUGUCGUCGUAACUUUGUUACGUACUUGAAUGAUCCGGUUAGAAAGGAAAACAUUGAAAACCACUUCAAGGGGAUGAUUUUGAGGUUUCCUGGUGAUGAGAUUGAUCCCAAUGGUGCAAAAUUUGUUUAUAAGUUUGUGUGUGAAGUGUCUGAUUCUGAUAAGCCUCCAUAUUCAAAGAGGGCACGAAGUGGUAUUGAUCAGCCCGAAGAACAGGAGGUGCACAACGGGACUGCUAAGAAAAUGAAAUAUGAACCGUGAGCAAUAAAAUGAAAUAUUUUGUGAUCAAGAAUUAUUAUCGUUAAUUUUUUUUAAUUUAUGAUUAAUUUGUAGUUGAUAAAUCACAAGGGAUUUUGUGAUUAAGAGAAAUAUUAUCGUUAAUUUUUUUAAUUUAUGAUUGACUAAUUUGUAGUUGAUAAAUCACAAGGGAUUUUGUGAUUAUGAAAA
Molecule: messenger RNA, 2466 nt
Organism: Medicago truncatula (barrel medic)
Lineage: Eukaryota; Viridiplantae; Streptophyta; Magnoliopsida; Fabales; Fabaceae
Product: DNA topoisomerase 2-binding protein 1
Exons: 10
Coding region: 244-2280 (678 amino acids)
Biological process (GO): mitotic DNA replication checkpoint signaling; DNA replication initiation; mitotic G2 DNA damage checkpoint signaling
Source: RefSeq, a predicted model, not a curated record